This is a messenger RNA of Naegleria fowleri, 1329 nucleotides long. RefSeq lists its product as uncharacterized. The record is from RefSeq and is a predicted model, not a curated record. Bases 1 to 1329 code for a protein of 442 amino acids. Lineage: Eukaryota; Heterolobosea; Eutetramitea; Acrasida; Naegleriidae. The transcript has 2 exons. Gene Ontology annotation, biological process: isocitrate metabolic process; tricarboxylic acid cycle. Gene Ontology annotation, cellular component: mitochondrion. Gene Ontology annotation, molecular function: isocitrate dehydrogenase (NAD+) activity.
AUGAAAAAAGUAGUCUCUCGUUUCCUUCAAAAUUAUCAUCAUACGCCUCUGGUCUCAUCACAUCAAGCCAAUUUGGCUCCGUUGAUGAAAGCCUUUUAUUCUACCUCAGCAAUGGGAGAUCAAGAGAAGAAGAAUGAAAUGAGAAAGGUUACCUUGCUACCAGGUGAUGGUAUUGGAGUUGAAAUUUGUAGCUGUGUAUGUGAAUUGUUCCACUAUGCUGGAAUUCCAAUUCAAUGGGAUACUCACCUUGUCACUGGUUCAUUCUUUGGUGUUGGUUCUGAUAGUAAUUUAAACCCAACAAGAAGUAUUGUUCAAGAAGAUAAACGUCGUCGUGAAAUCACAAAUCCAACCGGAGGAACAGCUUACUCAUAUUUAAGAAAGGAAAAGUGGUCUCAAAUUGAUCCAGAAAUUCACUAUCCGGAUUUACAUCAGUCCAUUAUUAAUAACAAAGUUGUAUUGAAGGGACCAUUUAUGACGAGAGAUGUUAGCAAGUCAAUUGACAGAAUGUUGGCUCUAAAAUAUGGAUUGUAUGCACACGUUGUUCCAAUUAAGAUACCACAAAAUUUACCCGAUAGCGUAUUCACACCAUUCCGAGGAGUUGAUUUGGUUGUCGUAAGAGAAAAUACUGAAGGCGAAUAUUCAGGCCUUGAACAUGAGGUGCAACCUGGAGUUGUUGAAAGUUUGAAAAUUAUUACUCGUGAAGCAUCAUUGAAAAUUGCAAAAUGGGCUUUUGAAUAUGCUAAAUUGUCACGAAGAAACAAAGUUGUAGCAAUUCAUAAGGCCAAUAUUAUGAAAAAGUCGGACGGUCUUUUCAUUGAAUGUUGUAAGGAAGUAUCAAAGUUAUAUCCAGAUGUUGAAUAUGGUGAAUUAAUUAUUGAUAAUGCUGCCAUGCAACUGGUAAAGCAUCCCAACUCUUUCACGAACAGUGUUGUUGUCACACCUAAUCUCUAUGGAUCUAUUAUCAGUAACACUGCGUCGGCUCUUGUUGGUGGACCUGGAUGUAUUGCAGGAUUUAAUGCUGCCGAUAUUGAUGAUAUGAACAGUGUUAGAGUGUUCGAACAAGGUAAUAGACACGUUGCCAUGGACAUUUCUGGUAGAUUGAUUGCCAAUCCAAUUGGUCUUAUUCUCUCUUCGGUUCAAAUGUUAGAAUAUAUGGGAAUGAAGAACCAUGCAUUAAGAAUUAAAUAUGCUCUCAGCGAAACACUCAAGAAUGCCUCUACAAAGAUUUUGACUCCAGAUCUUGGUGGCAGUGGUUCUUCUGUUACAUUUAUUGAGGCCAUGAUGAAGAACAUCCCACGAGAAGGCGAUCCUCGUAUUCAUGAAAUGUAA